GCAGCGUCAGCUGCUUUCAUUCGCCGUAUACCGUAUACACCAGGGCCGCUUCCCAAGAGGCAUCUAGAUACCUCCGACCCUCGUAGUGCUCCAUACCCCCAUCUGGCCAUAUCCAUCUGUUUGCCUGACAUGGGCCUUCCUGCCGACUUCGACGAUAGACAAACACAAGUAGAUUCCGAGGCCGACGCCUACCAUCCUUAUGAAUAUCAGACAGAUAAUAAUGAAUCCUGGGCCGGCGCCCUUCCGGUAAAGCAAGGAUUGUACGAUCCAAGCUUGGAAAAAGAUGCAUGUGGUGUCGGUUUUGCCUGCCAUAUUAAGGGCAAGGCGAGCCACAAAAUCGUCAGCGAUGCUCGCAACCUUCUUUGCAACAUGACCCAUCGGGGUGCCGUUGGUUCUGAUGCUCGAGAUGGCGACGGUGCUGGUGUUAUGACUUCAAUUCCCCACAAGUUCUUCAUCAAGAAUUUUGAACGGGAGGAAAAUGUCAAACUACCCCCUCUAGGACAGUAUGCUGUGGGAAACCUUUUCUUCAAGCCGGAUGAGGAGACGUUGCAGGAGUCGAAGAGGCAAUUGGAAGACAUUGCCGAAUCGCUAGGAUUAAGAGUUUUGGGUUGGCGAUCACCUCCUGUAGACUCUUCUCUCCUUGGACCUGCUGCAUCCUCGCGCGAGCCAUUCAUUUUACAGCCCUUUGUUGUGCUUGCGUCUGCAUAUGGCUCUGGAAAUGCUCCUGAAAUGACGGACCCAGAGAAAUUUGACGAACGGCUAUUCGAACGACAGUUAUAUGUCCUUCGAAAGCGUGCCACUCACUCCAUCGGCCUGCAUAAUUGGUUUUACUUGUGCUCCCUUUCAAACAAGAAUAUUGUGUACAAGGGACAGCUUGCUCCAGUACAGGUUUAUCAGUACUACCAUGAUUUGGUAAAUGCCGAUUAUGAGGCUCAUUUUGCCCUCGUCCACUCUCGUUUCUCUACGAAUACCUUCCCUUCAUGGGAUCGUGCCCAACCACUUCGAUGGGCAGCCCACAACGGUGAGAUUAAUACUCUCCGCGGUAACAAGAAUUGGAUGCGCGCCCGAGAGGGUGUCAUGCAAUCUGAUAUUUUCGGUGAUGAGCUUGAGCAUCUGUACCCGAUCGUCGAAGCCGGUGGCUCCGACUCGGCCGCUUUCGAUAACGUCUUGGAGCUGCUUACCAUCAAUGGCGUCCUUUCGCUACCUGAGGCCGUCAUGCUGAUGGUCCCCGAGGCUUGGCAAGGUAAUACUGCCAUGGACCCAAAGAAGGCUGCGUUCUAUGAAUGGGCAGCAUGCCAAAUGGAACCAUGGGAUGGUCCUGCUUUGUUCACAUUCGCCGAUGGUCGAUUUUGCGGUGCCAACUUGGACCGAAAUGGUCUACGUCCUUGCCGGUACUAUAUCUUGGAUGACGACCGCAUUAUUUGCGCUUCUGAAGUCGGUACAAUCCACGUCGAUCCCGAACGGGUCGUUCAGAAGGGACGUCUGCAACCAGGUCGCAUGCUUCUUGUUGAUACUCAAGCUGGUCGCCUUAUCGACGACUCGGAACUCAAGUCAACCGUGUCUAACCGCAAUGACUUCCGCACUUGGAUUGACCAGGAGCUUAUUAGCUUACCCAAGGUCCUGAGCCAAGUAUCUGAGGAGAAAGCCAUCGACGUAGCAGCAAAGCCAGAUUCUACGCGCCUUCAGGAAGACCCCUUAUUGCUUGCGUUCGGAUACACCCACGAACAGGUCAGCCUGCUCCUCGCGCCGAUGGCCUCUGAUGAAAAGGAAGCAUUAGGAUCCAUGGGCAACGACGCCCCAUUAGCUUGUCUGUCUCAAGCACCUCGUCUGCUCUAUGAAUACUUCCGACAGCUCUUCGCUCAAGUUACCAAUCCUCCCAUCGAUCCAAUCCGGGAGUCUAUUGUCAUGUCCCUAGAGUGCUAUGUCGGACCCCAAGGCAACUUACUCGAGAUGGACCCCUCUCAGUGCGGUCGCUUACUACUUCCGAGCCCAAUUCUCUCUAUCCCUGAGUUCAAUGCCUUGACUAAUAUGUCUAAAUUACAUCCUGACUGGACUGUGAAGACCAUUGAUCUUACUUUCCCCAAAUCGGAGGGCGUUGCUGGCUAUAUGAAGCACCUCGACUUCAUCUGCAAUGAAGCUACUGCAGCUAUUGAGGCUAGAGACAGAAUUAUCGUUCUCUCCGACCGAAAGACAUCCGCCGACCGUAUUGCUGUUUCAUCGCUCCUGGCCUCUGGUAUGGUUCACCACCAUCUCGUAAGCAACAAGUGGCGAUCAAUGGCGGCUAUUGUUCUCGAGACCGCCGAGGCACGCGAAGUUCACCACAUGUGUGUCCUGCUUGGUUACGGUGCCGAUGCUAUCAACCCCUAUCUUGCGAUGGAGUGUAUUCUGAAGCUCAACCGCGAGGGCUUGAUCAGGAAAAAGCUUUCCGACGACACCCUCAUCGCCAACUACAAGCACUCAUGCGACGGUGGUAUCCUUAAGGUCAUGAGUAAGAUGGGUAUUUCUACCCUAGCCAGUUACAAGGGCGCUCAGAUCUUCGAAGCACUCGGUGUCGACGACGAAGUUGUUGAGCGGUGCUUCAGGGGAACAGCUUCCCGCAUUAAGGGUCUUACUUUUGAGCUCAUUGCCGAAGACGCAUUCCGUUUCCAUGAACGCGGCUUCCCCUCCCGCCAAACCGUCGGCAUACCCGGCCUACCAGAGUCUGGCGAAUACCACUGGCGUGAUGGCGGUGAGGCACAUAUCAAUGAUCCAACUUCAAUUGCGAAUAUCCAAGAUGCCGUCCGCACCAAAAACGACAAAUCGUAUGAGGCUUACUCGCGCUCUGAAUAUGAGCAGAUCAAGGCGUGUACUCUUCGUGGCAUGCUUGACUUCAAGUUUGAAGAAAGCAACCCGAUUCCGAUCGAGCAGGUUGAACCGUGGACCGCUAUUGUUACGAGAUUCUGCACAGGAGCGAUGUCCUACGGUUCGAUCUCUAUGGAGUCUCACUCUACCCUAGCCGUUGCCAUGAAUCGAUUGGGUGGUAAAUCGAACACCGGCGAAGGUGGUGAGGAUCCUGAGCGAUCCCAAAUAAUGCCGAACGGUGAUACCAUGAGAUCCGCCAUCAAGCAGGUCGCCUCAGGACGAUUCGGUGUCACGUCAGCAUACCUUGCAGACUCCGACGAGCUCCAGAUCAAGAUGGCGCAGGGUGCCAAGCCUGGUGAAGGUGGUGAACUCCCUGGUCACAAGGUUUCCAAAUCCAUUGCCCGAACCCGUCACUCCACGCCUGGUGUCGGCCUUAUCUCGCCUCCUCCUCACCACGACAUCUACUCCAUUGAGGACCUAAAGCAACUCAUUUACGACCUGAAGUGCUCAAGCCCACGAUCUCGUGUCUCCGUCAAACUCGUGUCCGAGACAGGAGUUGGUAUCGUUGCUUCCGGUGUUGCUAAGGCCAAGGCUGACCACAUUCUUAUUUCUGGUCACGACGGUGGCACUGGCGCCAGUAGAUGGACCGGAAUCAAGUACGCAGGUCUCCCGUGGGAACUUGGUCUUGCCGAAACUCACCAGACAUUGGUUCUCAAUGAUCUGCGUGGCCGCGUCUGCGUCCAAACUGACGGCCAAUUACGAACCGGACGUGAUGUCGCCAUCGCUUGUCUGCUUGGUGCUGAGGAAUGGGGUUUCGCUACAACGCCUCUGAUUGCCAUGGGAUGUAUCAUGAUGAGGAAGUGUCACUUAAAUACAUGCCCGGUCGGAAUUGCCACACAGGACCCUGAACUUCGCAAGAAGUUCACUGGAACGCCUGAACAUGUGAUCAACUUCUUCUACUAUGUCGCUAACGAGCUCAGGGCGAUCAUGGCUCAGCUUGGUUUCCGAACCAUCAACGAAAUGGUCGGACAUGCUGAGUGUCUAAAAGUCCGAGAUGAUCUUCGAACCAACAAGACUUCCAAUAUCGACCUCUCUCUGAUUCUCACCCCCGCCCAUAAGCUUCGACCCGGUGUGUCCACAUACAACGUCCGCAAACAGGAUCACCGCCUUUAUGUCCGACUCGACAACAAGCUUAUUUCUGAAGCUGAGUUGACUCUCGAUAAGGGGCUUCCAUCCCGCAUCGAGUGUGACAUUGUCAACACCGACCGUGCUAUGGGUACGUCGCUUUCGUACCAGAUUUCCAAACGUUAUGGAGAAGCUGGCCUCCCUAUGGAUACGGUGCACGUCAACAUCAAGGGUUCGGCUGGUCAAUCUUUUGGUGCCUUCCUUGCUCCUGGUAUUACAUUAGAGCUGGAAGGUGACGCCAAUGAUUAUGUUGGUAAGGGUCUGUCUGGUGGUCGACUCAUUAUCUACCCCCCUCGGACAGCGGUAUUCAAAGCAGAGGAGAACAUAUUAAUUGGUAACGUCUGCUUGUACGGAGCAACCAGCGGUACCUGCUUCUUCCGAGGUGUCGCAGCCGAGCGGUUUGCCGUCAGAAACUCAGGAGCCACGGCCGUUGUCGAGGGCAUCGGUGAUCACGGUUGCGAGUACAUGACUGGUGGCCGCGUGGUUAUCCUAGGAAGCACUGGUCGCAACUUUGCCGCCGGUAUGUCGGGAGGUAUUGCCUAUGUCCUUGACAUUCAUGGUGACUUUAUGUCCAAGCUCAACAUGGAGAUGGUCGAAGCUUCUGAGGUUGAUGACCCAACCGAAAUUGCCUUCCUCCGCGGCCUUAUCGAAGAUCACCAUCACUACACUGGAUCUGAGUUGGCCGCUCGCAUUAUUGUCGACUUCAACAGAGCUCUCCCGCGCUUUGUCAAGGUUCUUCCAGUUGACUACAAGCGAGUCCUCCAGGAGGAAGCUGCUAAGGCUGCCGAGGCUAAGCGUGCCGAAUACAACCUUCCAGUCGUGUCUGGUGUCCAGGCGAAGAAAGAAGAUAAAGCUGCUAAACUCCAAGAUAUCGAGGAGACAGUUGGCGACAACGCAUCCGAGAAGAAGCGUGCUCUUGUUCUCGACAAGACUAAGGGUUUCAUGAAGUACCAGCGACGAUCAGAGAAAUACCGCAGUUCUAAGACUAGGACUAAGGACUGGGCCGAACUUUCUCAGCGUCUAAAUGAAGACGAGCUCAAGUACCAGUCAGCUCGUUGCAUGGACUGUGGUGUUCCCUUCUGUCAAUCCGAUACGGGAUGCCCGAUCUCUAACAUUAUUCCGAAGUGGAAUGAGUUGGUUUUCCAGAACCAAUGGCAAGACGCUCUUAACCGUCUGCUCAUGACCAACAACUUCCCCGAGUUCACUGGUCGUGUUUGCCCUGCUCCCUGUGAAGGUGCCUGCGUGCUUGGCAUCAACGAGGAUCCCGUUGGUAUCAAGUCGAUCGAGUGCGCUAUCAUCGACCGUGGCUUUGAGAUGGGAUGGAUGGUACCACGACCACCCAAAGUCCGAACUGGCAAGAAGGUCGCUAUCAUCGGUUCCGGCCCCGCCGGCCUUGCCUGUGCCGACCAGUUGAACAGAGCCGGACAUACCGUUACUGUCUACGAACGUGCCGACCGAGCUGGUGGUCUGCUUAUGUACGGUAUCCCUAACAUGAAGCUUGAUAAGCGUGUUGUAAAGCGUAGGACAGACUUCAUGGCUGCUGAAGGUGUUCAGUUCAAGACUGGUGUUACGAUCGGCGAGAACAUCACGUUGACGGACCUCAAGGCUGCCAAUGACGCCGUCGUCAUUGCUACUGGUGCCACCGUUGCCCGAGACCUUCCGAUCAAGGGUCGCAACCUAGAAGGCAUCCACUUUGCCAUGGAGUUCCUGCACAAGAACACCAAGUCUCUGCUUGACUCUGAGCUAGCUGAUGGCGCCUACCUUUCUGCCAAGGACAAGAAUGUUGUAGUUAUUGGUGGCGGUGACACUGGUAACGACUGCAUCGGUACUUCUGUCCGCCAUGGUGCGAAAUCGGUCAUUAACUUCGAACUUCUGCCCCAGCCUCCGCCACAGCGUGGCCGUGAUAACCCCUGGCCACAGUGGCCUCGCAUCUACCGUGUCGACUAUGGUCACACGGAAGUGGCUCAGCACAUGGGUAAGGACCCUCGCGAAUACUGCAUCAUGUCCGAGGAGUUCGUCGACGACGGUAGUGGACGUGUCAAGGGUAUCAACACCAUUCGCGUUGAGUGGACCAAGUCCGCUAGCGGCGGUUGGGAUAUGAAGAAGCUGGAGGACACGAAGCAGUUCUUCCCUGCCGACCUCGUCCUUCUCUCUAUGGGUUUCCUUGGUCCUGAGGCUCGUGUACUUGGUGAAGAGAUCGAGAAGGAUGCCCGAAAGAAUGUCAAGACGCCCCCCGGUUCGUAUGCCACAAACGUCCCCGGCAUCUUCGCAGCCGGUGACUGCCGUCGUGGCCAGUCAUUGAUCGUUUGGUAAGCCAAUUUACUCGCCCACAAACUAGCAUAAACUAACAAAGUCGUCUAGGGGUAUUAACGAAGGACGACAAGCCGCUCGCGAAGUUGACCUGUUCCUCUCUCACUACACUAGUCUACCCGUCACCGGUGGCAUUAUCAAGCAUACGGCGCGGGAGAUUCUCAGCGUCGUCGCGGCGUGAAAAGGGUGAAAAAACAAAAAGUUUUCUAUACAACGAG
Molecule: messenger RNA, 6554 nt
Organism: Annulohypoxylon truncatum
Lineage: Eukaryota; Fungi; Ascomycota; Sordariomycetes; Xylariales; Hypoxylaceae
Product: glutamate synthase
Exons: 6
Coding region: 130-6339 (2069 amino acids)
Molecular function (GO): iron ion binding; glutamate synthase (NADH) activity; FMN binding
Source: RefSeq, a predicted model, not a curated record